CACAAGCCGAAUACCUGGCAGAAGAUUAGAGACGGAGAUCCUAACGAUAUCUAGCUAGCUGGUACUCAGGCCUUACAGAUUCAGGAAUGCGGGAAUGUCAAGGUGACACUUGAUACUCCAACUGGUGAAUGACGAAUGGCGAUUACCUGGGUGGCCUACAUUCCUACGUUCUUCAUCUUCACAUCAGUUGUAUCACUAUCACGCUGCCGAACAGUUGGCCUAGAAUUCGAUUCAGGACGCAGUUGUCUUUACCUGAACACUGCUCCAUCAGAUGUGUUCUGUCUAUUAAACGAACAAGGUGGUCAUUGUAUUAUUCGAUUCGAACAAGGCGCCUAGACCGAACGCGUCAGAGUCGUACACUUUCGCAGUACAAGCAAAGCCAGUCAAACCAAGCCGAACAGAGCAUCAGACUCUAGAAGUAUCACCAGCAGCUGCUCAUCAGAUGUUAGUUCACGCAGGACAACGCGCAAUUGAACACCUCGAACAGGCCGUUGAUGGCAUCAAGUUCACUAACGGGCCUGAGGCCCCAAAGUGGAAAGAAUGCGAAGAAUGUAUCCACUCUAAGUUGUCAAAGAUGAUUAGCCGCCGCCCUCAACGCGAACCUGCUACCCGCCCCUUUCAACAAAUCGGCGUCGACCUGAUACAAUUGAGGAAGACGGGCGAGGGCUGCUAUAAUGGGGACAAAUGGCUGCUGCAUCUCGUAUGCCAGUUCUUAAGGUAUCAUCUUGGCAGAACGAUCAAAGAGAAGAAGAAGGGCACACUAACCCAAGUAGUGAAGGCCUUACUAGCUCGGAUACGUGUCCAGCACAACGCGAUGGUU
Messenger RNA from Westerdykella ornata, 820 nucleotides. RefSeq lists its product as uncharacterized. The transcript has a single exon. Gene Ontology annotation, molecular function: nucleic acid binding. The annotation marks the transcript as partial. Lineage: Eukaryota; Fungi; Ascomycota; Dothideomycetes; Pleosporales; Sporormiaceae. The record is from RefSeq and is a predicted model, not a curated record.